Molecule: messenger RNA, 986 nt
Organism: Fundulus heteroclitus (mummichog)
Lineage: Eukaryota; Metazoa; Chordata; Actinopteri; Cyprinodontiformes; Fundulidae
Gene: ccdc12
Product: coiled-coil domain containing 12
Exons: 7
Coding region: 59-550 (163 amino acids)
Cellular component (GO): post-mRNA release spliceosomal complex; U2-type spliceosomal complex
Source: RefSeq, a predicted model, not a curated record
ACACAGGCAGGCUCGUUAAUGGAUUUCAGACGGGGUCGAACGGCGUGUGGAGAUAAACAUGGAGAGGAACGUUGGGUCGCUGCAGGAGCAGGCUCUGAAGAGAAAAGAGAGGCUGAAAGCGCUGAGAGACAAAAAACUUCACGGACGGGAGCAGGAAGACGAAGAACCGGAGAGCAAAAAGGCGGCAUUAGAGGAGACCCCUGAAGAAAAGCACAGAGAGCUGAAACUGAGGAAUUACACUCCAGAGGAUGAAGAGCUAAAAGAGAGGCAGGUACCCAAAGCCAAACCGGCUUCAGUGGAAGACAAAGUAAAAGAUCAGCUUGAGGCAGCUAAUCCUGAGCCCAUAAUCGAAGAAGUGGAUUUGGCCAAUCUCGCUCCAAGAAAACCAGACUGGGAUCUAAAGCGUGAUGUGGCGAAGAAACUGGAAAAGCUGGAAAGGCGAACGCAGAGGGCCAUCGCCGAGCUCAUCCGGGAUCGCCUGCGAGGCAGUGAGGAGGAGUUGGCCGGAGCGGUGGGAGCGGUAGGAAUGGAGGAAGGAGACUCGGACUGAAUACGUGAUUUAACCGAGGGGGGGGACCGAACAGGAAGACGUCGGUUUGCUGUGGCGUCGCAUGUGAGCUGUACGUUUUGAGGCCGAUGGCUUGGUCCUGCAGAGGAGAGGGGCAGAUGGUUCUUGUCAGCCCCUCUUAUAAGUCAGGUGUUAGCAGAAAUGUUCUGUACAUGUGGUUUCUGAUGGUGCAUUUUCAUCUAAGCAACAAUAUUUUUUUAAUUAUGUAAAAUAAAAUCAUUUUUGAAUUGUCUGGAUUUCUUUGUGAAAUAAAUGUUUAUUUGAACCUAAAGUAGAAGGUUUUUGGAGUUAAGCACAAUAGUUCAUAAGCGAGUUUCCUACAUAGUCGUGAGGUCUAGAAUUUGUGCUUCUUUCUAGGUUAGGGUUAAUUUGGAAGAAGAAGAGAGUGUGAGGGGAAAAUAAAUGUUUCCAGGCUUCA